AUGUCUGCAUCGCAAAGACUACCACUGGACCGGCAAAGGGCUUUUGGUCGUAUGGUGUUUGAGACGUUGGCGGAUGCUCGAGACGGACUUUACGUCUUACUCUUUGCCGCCCACGAUUUCAUUGUCGACACGAGGGAAAUCAGAAUCAACAAACCAAAAGACUGGACGCCCUCCUCGGAUCUGGGUACCCGACAGGAACGACUUCGAACGGACUUUCUCAAGUGGCACACGGCUUUUGAAGAGAGGAUCCGGUGUCCCAGCAGACCACCUCUCCAACACGAAGUAGAGCCUUAUUCGCUGCUCCAUGUGGUGUACGGCUAUUAUUUCAUCUUGGUGUGCACGGGGUUGAGCAUGUAUGAAACGGAUUUUGACAAAUUUUUCCCCAUCUUCCAGACCAUGGUCGACCACGCCGGUCGCAUCGUCACUCCCCAGGUCGACGAGCUGCGGCCCGUCUUCAUGUUUGAGACUCGAGUCAUCCCUUCGCUGUUCGCGGUCGGAGUCAAGUGUCGACACCCGGUCAUUCGGCGACAGGCAAUCGCGUUGCUUCGAAAUGGGACUCGUGCGGAAAAUACUUGGAGAGCCGACACAAUGGCCGACAUUGCCGAAUGGUCGGUCGGUAUCGAGGAAUCAGGCAGUAUUCACGGGGUCUUCUGUCCAGACCCUCAGGAUAUCGAGCUCCCGCCCGAGAAUCAUCGAGUGCAUUGGAGUCAGGUUAUUGAGCUUCCAGACUCUGACGGACGGGCGUCAAAAUUCCACCAGGUCCAAAAAUGGGAGCAAGACGAGCACCAUGUCUGGUCGUUGGUCGACCACUUGGUGAGGGUGUGA
Molecule: messenger RNA, 825 nt
Organism: Fonsecaea nubica
Lineage: Eukaryota; Fungi; Ascomycota; Eurotiomycetes; Chaetothyriales; Herpotrichiellaceae
Exons: 1
Coding region: 1-825 (274 amino acids)
Source: RefSeq, a predicted model, not a curated record